GGAACAAAGUGGCAGCUUUCGUCAGUUAGGGGUGUGGUGUACCUGGUCAAACUACUUCAAUCCGUACUGGAGGGCGCUGCUUAACAACAACAGCAACAACAACAAAAACAAAACUGGCGCGGGAACCGUGUUAAGUAAAACAUGGUGUCCGAGAAUGACAGGAAGGAUGCUGGUGAACCAAUGGAUGUGGAACCUUCAACCAGCAAAUCUACUGUAGUAGUUGAUAAUCGUCCAUGGAUUGAGCGUUACCGUCCAUUAUAUUUUUCUGAUAUUGUGGGCAAUGACGAAAUUAUAAAGCGACUUAAAGAAUUUGCUGAUGUAGGCAAUGUUCCAAAUAUCAUCAUGGCUGGCCCUCCUGGUGUAGGAAAGACAACCACAAUUCUGUGUCUUGCUCGUCAGCUACUUGGCGCAGCAAUGAAAGACGCUGUUUUAGAGCUCAAUGCCUCAAGUGACCGAGGUAUUGAUGUUGUUCGAAACAAGAUCAAAAUGUUUGCUCAGCAGAAAGUUACUUUGGGCCCUGGAAAACACAAGAUAAUUAUCCUUGAUGAAGCGGACAGCAUGACAGAAGGAGCUCAGCAAGCAUUAAGAAGAACUAUGGAAUUGUAUAGCAGCACAACUCGCUUUGCUCUUGCAUGCAACAACAGCGAGAAAAUUAUUGAAGCAAUUCAAUCCCGCUGUGCUAUGCUUCGUUGUGCGAAGCUGACAGAUGCUCAAGUAUUAGCUAAAAUACUUGAAGUUUGUGAAAAGGAACAGGUUUCAUAUACUGAUGAUGGUCUGGAAGCAAUUGUGUUCACAGCCCAAGGUGACAUGAGACAAGCUUUAAACAACCUCCAGUCCACAUUCAAUGGAUUUGGUCAUGUGAAUAGUGAAAAUGUUUUUAAAGUAUGCGAUGAGCCACAUCCUGUCCUUGUAAAAGACAUGCUCAAUCAGUGUGUUUCUGGUGACAUCGCCAAAGCAUACAAGAUUAUGUCUCAUCUUUGGAAACUGGGCUAUGCUGCUGAAGAUAUUAUCAGUAAUAUAUUCAGAGUCUGUAAAGGACACCAAAUGGACAAAAUGCUCCAGUUAGAUUUUGUUCAAGAAAUUGGGAAAACUCAUAUGUCUAUUGUUCAGGGCACUAACUCACUUUUACAAAUGUCAGGCCUUCUUGCCCGAUUGUGUGAUAGAGCCAAGGCUUACCAGAAGUGAAGCUUAUUUGUGAUACAUUCUAUUCCAUUCAUGAGUUUGUAGCCUUUUCACAUUUUCUAUUUUUUCCACUUUUUUUUAUGGAAGGAGAAAAAAUAAGUUAAGGUUUAUUGUUUUCUCAGUCCGAUCUGGUUUGAAUAAAACAAGACACAAUCUUAAUCUUUUGCAGUUUUGUAUUUACAUAUCAUUUAAAUUAUAAAAAUAAAGCUAUGCUCAUUAUAAAAGUUCUUUUCUAUAGGUAUCACAAUUUUCCUCAAACCUAAACAUUUGUAAACAUUGUUUCAAUAUUUUAAAAAUAUGGCAGAAACUAAGGAUGUCAUUGCAGUGCUUGGGUAAAGAAGAACCAGCAGAUGCUCUGUGCAAUGAGCUGAUCCUGAAUGCAAAUAUAUGAUUUUUUUUCUAUA
Frankliniella occidentalis (western flower thrips) is the source of this 1586-nucleotide messenger RNA. RefSeq names its product replication factor C subunit 2 (gene RfC4). The record is from RefSeq and is a predicted model, not a curated record. Lineage: Eukaryota; Metazoa; Arthropoda; Insecta; Thysanoptera; Thripidae. Gene Ontology annotation, biological process: DNA repair; DNA-templated DNA replication. Bases 142 to 1185 code for a protein of 347 amino acids. Gene Ontology annotation, cellular component: DNA replication factor C complex; nucleus. Gene Ontology annotation, molecular function: DNA binding; DNA clamp loader activity; ATP hydrolysis activity. The transcript is spliced from 8 exons.